AGGUCCUGAUGUGGGCUGUUCAUUAGCAGACCAACAACUUUGGCCACCACAAUUAAAUUAGAAUUAAAGAAAACAGCGAACAGAUGAAACCAGUAAGGACGCGUGCUUUCCAGAAGCUAUUCUCUUGAUGCUUCCAAAUAAAACGCACAGGAGCGCGAGGGACUAUCCGUGCUCGUUUCCAUCAUGACAUUAAGUUUUUCGUCCUUCUCCAUCAAAGCCAUCCUCAGCGGACGUAACUCUCGGGGAAAGCCCGGCACCGGGAGCGCAGAGGAGCAGUGCGCAGCAAAGCGCAACGUCUGCAGCGAGCAAAACGGCACCAGAGUCUCCGAUCUGUGUCACCGAGACGCGGAGGAGAGCCGCAUCCUGCCGGGAAGACUUCCUCCUGAUCUCAGGCUGUCUUUUGGAAACCUCCGAGCUGAGACCUACAGCGAGGAGGCCACGGAGGAGGAAAAUGAGCUCACAGAAGGCUUUGCGCAGCAGCAACCCUGCUCUGUGGACCUGGGCAAGCGGCAGAAUAAAGAGGCGGAGGCAGAAGAGGAUGGAUGUCACCACAGCGAAGUGAUGGUCAGCUGUUCAUCCGAGGAGCAACAGUGCCGGUCCGGCACAAAGAAGCGCUCCAGGGCGGCCUUCUCUCACGCACAGGUUUACGAGCUGGAGCGACGCUUCAACGCGCAGCGGUAUCUCUCCGGUCCCGAGCGGGCAGAUCUGGCCGUGGCUCUGAAACUUACUGAGACCCAGGUGAAGAUCUGGUUCCAGAACCGGAGAUAUAAAACCAAACGGCGCCAGGUGGCUGCCGAGCUGGCGGCGUGCAGCUCACCAAAGAAAGUGGCUGUCAAAGUGCUGGUGAGGGACAAUCAGUACCACCACCAUGUAAAUGGAGUACACAUCCCAGUGACUGUGCCACUGUACCAGGCCCAGCAGUACUACCCCUACCUGCAGUACUACUGUCAGCCCUGGAGCAUGAACAGCAUGUCCUGUAGAGGGAUGAUGCUCUGAAGCUUCCUCUUUACUUUGGACUUCAACAUGCAUCACUUCAAAUAAUAGACUUCUGACUUUUUAGAAGCUGUUGGCAGCUUUUCUCCAGUUAAUGCAGGGUGCAACACUGGGGAGGCUUUUGUUCAAAUAAUCUUUCUUUAAACUGGUUUUUUUGCCAAAGAUAUAACUGAUUUACAGUCAUUGUUAAUGUUUGUCUUAUAACUCUAUGUCACUUUGUUCCCUUUCAAAGCAAAAUGUCAAUUAGAUUAGGUCUGUGUGAAGAAAUCGCCAAAAUUCAAGACCAAGAUUUAAGUUGUUUUUUUUCCUGUCCGUUCUGGUGGGGGUGUCAGAAAGGCAAAGGCUGAGUGAGGCUUCAUAUGUGUUCCUUUCACUGUGUAGGGCAGCCUGACGUUGCUGGGAGAACAGUUUUGAUCACUUCAGAAUUAUGUAAGCAUUCCAAUGAAUAUGCUUUAAAUUGGAAAAAAAAAUUAUAUAUAUAUAAAUAUAAUAUUUAACAUCAAUGAGA
Molecule: messenger RNA, 1501 nt
Organism: Paralichthys olivaceus (Japanese flounder)
Lineage: Eukaryota; Metazoa; Chordata; Actinopteri; Pleuronectiformes; Paralichthyidae
Gene: nkx3.3
Product: NK3 homeobox 3
Biological process (GO): cell differentiation; regulation of transcription by RNA polymerase II
Cellular component (GO): nucleus
Molecular function (GO): DNA-binding transcription factor activity, RNA polymerase II-specific; RNA polymerase II cis-regulatory region sequence-specific DNA binding
Source: RefSeq, a predicted model, not a curated record